This is a messenger RNA of Pochonia chlamydosporia 170, 150 nucleotides long. RefSeq lists its product as hypothetical. NCBI's taxonomy places the organism in Eukaryota, Fungi, Ascomycota, Sordariomycetes, Hypocreales, Clavicipitaceae. The record is from RefSeq and is a predicted model, not a curated record. Bases 1 to 150 code for a protein of 49 amino acids. The transcript has a single exon.
AUGAGGCCGGCGAGGAGAGUGAGGAUGACGUUUGUCCAGGAGUGGACGAACUUGGCUGCUGUGAGGGCCAUGAGCGCAGCCGUGGCUAUGAUGCUUCCGAUGAUAAGGAUGGCGCUCAUUUUGGUUUGGGCGUUGACUUAUUCGGAGUAG